This is a messenger RNA of Pleurotus ostreatus (oyster mushroom), 525 nucleotides long. RefSeq lists its product as uncharacterized. Bases 1 to 525 code for a protein of 174 amino acids. The transcript is spliced from 4 exons. The record is from RefSeq and is a predicted model, not a curated record. NCBI's taxonomy places the organism in Eukaryota, Fungi, Basidiomycota, Agaricomycetes, Agaricales, Pleurotaceae.
AUGCCCCAAGAUGAAGAGGGAAGAGAUUUCGGCCCUCACAACGGACAUCUAGGAACGUCCUGGGAAAUAGCAGUCAUCGUUGUCUUUGUGGUGCUACUCGUGGCUGUCGUAUCGACGCUCAUCUUCCAUGUGCGCAGGAAGCAGAGACGGAAGCGCCAGGAGCAGUACGACCUGGAGAGGGGCAGGCGCGAGCAGGCAGAGAAGGAGCUCAAUACCUCUGCGGGGGAUCGCAACAGCAGAAGGCAGUCCAGCUUUGCAAACAACUCGGCGGCUUCACUACCUAGACGCCUACCCCGCACGCUGCCCAGCGUUUUCGCGCGCGCAGGGAGGAAUUGCCCGACGGGUCUUCCGUACAUCCGUGCCAUAGUUAUCUUCGACCUCGCCUCAGCCGCUGCUGCGAGGUGGUGGAGGUUCUCCCACACAAGGGUCGACAAGCCAAGCGAAUGCCGUCUUCCAUGCCAGGAUGCCAUAUAUUCUGGAGCAGGCGGUUUGGGCGGCAUUGAAGGCCAAGGAUCCAAGGCUUGA